GUUGAGUGUUAACCUCAAAUCUGAUGUUUAUUUAUUAAUUACUUCCCUAUCGUACUUUGUGAAAUUCAUAUUACUGCUAAUUCUAAUACAGUAAUGGGUCAAUAGCAUAUUUAAAAAUUCGUGUUCAGCAUGCAAGUCGUAUUGAAGUUUCGCGGUAUGAUCAGACUAUAUCAAAAUGCUCUUGUCCGGCGACCGUAUUUAAUGCAAGCUAUCCAAAGUGGAGCAUUAAUGGGAGCCGGCGACUUGAUAUCACAGACAUUAAUAGAAGAAAAACCAUUAAAGGACCUUGAUUACAAGAGAACAUGUCAGUUUGCAUCUAUUGGCCUUUUUGUCGGUGGGCCAGCACUUCGUGUCUGGUAUGGGAUGCUACAAAAGUACAUAGGGACACAGGGCAAAGCUGUUGCUCUUAAGAAAGUAUUUAUUGACCAAGCUAUAUUUGCCCCAUCAUUCCUCUUCAUGAUCCUAGCAACAGUGGGCACAAUGCAGGGCAAGAACUGGGACACAGUGCAAACUGAGAUCAAGGCAAAUUAUGUAGAUGUGUUAAAGACCAAUUAUUUAAUUUGGCCGUGGGUCCAAGUUGUAAAUUUUUACUAUGUGCCACUACAAUACCAAGUGCUUAUUGUACAGGCUGUUGCAUUGUUUUGGAAUACAUAUUUGUCUUGGAAGACCAACAGACAACAAUAACGUAGUAACGUAACUUGACUAAAUAAAUAAAAUAAUUAGAGUUAGACCAAGAAAAGUCUGCAGCGAUUGUGAUAGUCUACACAGUCUGUUAUUUAUGAGUCAUAAUUUCAUAGAAAUUUGAUGUUUAAAAUGAUACUUGCACUGCAUGGGCUAUCAAAAUCGCUAUAGACUUUUCUUGGCCUAACUCUAGGGUCAUCUGGAAUUACCCUUUUAAUUUUAGAAGGUACAUACUAGAAUAUAAAUAUUACAACAAUGUCCGUAAAUAUUGUUACUGUAAAUAAAAUCUGAUAUCUUCUUGUAAGGGCCACCAUACAAAAUCUUCCUAUAUUUAAUUGGAACCUAGUAGUAUAGCAAAUAGGAAUGAAUUUCGUUUGUUUGAGAAAGCAAUGGAUUGAAAGAAUAAUAAAAUUCUUGCAGGCUUACAGUAGUUACAGUUGAUCCCAAAACACUCACAAAGUAUUAUGAAAGCUUUUUUUAUUUUCAAACAGGUGUACAUUGCAAUGCACAUUGGACCUUAUGACGAUCUGUUUAGCAACUUAUUUCACAAAAAAUUCAAUUUACAUAUAAACAAAUUGUCUUUACUAAUUAGACAUUUUAACAUUGAUGGUUUUUGUAACAUAUUUAUGACUUUAAAGUUUAACCCUUCAACCAAUGUUAUUAAUGUAAUAUCAUUGGUCAAGACCACAAUCUUAAUAUAUAUACAGUGUGUGUGGACAGCUAUGAUCUAGUGAAUUUUAUUUAUUUUUAUUCUGCACAAAUUUUAAAUUACAGACGGGCGCAUUUGGUAUGACAUAUAUAUAUACAGGGUGAUUGGAAAUUCGCCGUAUUGCUUGAAAGGGGUUAUUCUAUGGGUCAUUUGCAAUGAUUUAAGUCCAGUCAACCAGGGGUCAAAACUCAUUGGUUUUCAAGUUAUUAGAGUUAUUAGCUUUUUGUUUAAAAAACCCGCCUUUCGACUAAAAAGUGGUAAUUGUGAAAAAACUACUCAAAUUUGGAAUUAAAAAAAGCAUUCAUCUAAUAGCCAAUAAACUACUGAUUACGUGAAAUAAAAAAAAUGCCAAAACUUUCGAAAUUUUUCCAAAAAAAAGGAUUUGAAGUCACAAUUUUUUUGUAAUUUUCCCAAGACUUUGUAACAUUUUAAGGCAUUACUUAAAAAAAAGUAUGACACUUUGCGUACAAAAUACAGAAAUGAGUUCCUCUGUUCCUCAGCUUUCCAAAAAAGUACGAAUGUCGACAUUUUCUCUCACACUUUUUUUUAAGUAAUGCCUUAAAAUGUUACAAAGUCUUGGGAAAAUUAUAAAAAAAUUGUGACUUCAAAUCCUUUUUUUUUGAAAAUUUUGGAAAGUUUUGGCAUUUAUUUUUAUUUCUCGUAAUCAGUAGUUUAUUGGCUAUUAGAUGAAUGCUUUUUUUAAUUCCAAAUUUGAGUAGUUUUUUCACAAUUACCACUUUUUAGUCGAAAGGCGGGUUUUUUAAACAAAAAACUAAAAACUCAAAUAACUUGAAAACCAAUGAGUUUUGACCCCUGGUUGACUGGACUUAAAUCAUUGCAAAUGACCCAUAGAAUAACCCCUUUCAAGGAAUACGGCGAAUUUCCAAUCACCCUGUAUAUGUAUAUAUAUAUAUAUAUAUGUGUGUGUGUAAUUAUACCGGUCGGUGUGUAAGAGGUGUCAUUCGGUAGCUUAAGAACUGGGGCAUAAAUGUCAUUAAUCAUUAUUGAACUACGUAUUUAUAAGAGUAAUGUAUUUUUUAGGGUUCCGCACCCAAAGGGUAAAACGGGACCCUAUUACUAAGACUCCGCUGUCCGUCCGUCCGUCCGUCUGUCACCAGGCUGUAUCUCACGAACCGUGAUAUUUAUGUAAUUUAUGUAAAUGAUAUAUGUAGUAAAUUUUCACAGAUGAUAUAUUUCUGUUGCCGCUAUAACAACAAAUACUAAAAAGUACGGAACCCUCUGUGGGCGAAUCCGACUCGCACUUGUCCGGUUUUUUUAUGCGUUACGUCGGUAUUUUCACGGGGCUGUGGUGUAGAACCGGUGGUAGUUUUUGGACAAAUUGGCGUCUUUGCUCGCAAUAAUGUGGACAUGACUCCAAAUUUGAUUAAAUAAUUAAGCAUUUUAUUAAUUUCUUACCUGAGGUUUAAUUUUGAUUCCUAAUCAAUAAAUAGCACAAACAUUUCUUAUAAUGUAAAUUAUUAAAGCAAAUAAUCAGUAUUUUUUCCAAAUUUUUUGUAGGUAAGUACUCUUUUUUUUGUAUCAUAAAUAUAUUUAAGUGCAAUUUAUUGACUAGGGAACAAAAUUAAAUCUCAGGUAAAAAAAUAAUUAAAUGAUUAAAUAUUUAAUCAAAUUUGGAGUCAUGUCCACAUUAUUGCGAGCUAUGACGCCAGUUUAUCCGAUCUUUGUUCAUAAGUGCGUUGAUAUACUUAUGCCUAAAUUGAAAAAUAAAGAUAAAGACUAUCACUUUCAUUAAAUCAUUAGAAAAUGUUAUAGUUCAGCCACCAUAACUUUAUCCUAUCACAUUGUAUAGCCAAGUAUUAUACAAAGUAGGUCGUAAAUACGUGUAAUAAAUUAGGGUAAUCUACUAUAUUGUUGGCAGGUUGGCACCUUUAACAGUAUUAGGCAGCAGUUACAAAUUUUUCACAUAAAAGGUGCCAAUGGCCGGUACUUACGUAUCAGUAAGUACUAAUCAUUAGUUCACAAUGUUUUUGUACUUGACCAUUUUUAUGAUUACGAUAUUAUUACAAUAUGCAGAUUGUAUUGAUGUUGUACAGUCGCCAUCAGAUACAUCGGAGCGGCUAAGGCGCUCACAAAUAUCUGAACACGCCUCUAUUGUCAGGGCGUUAGAGUGCGUGUUCAGAUAUUGUGAACACCUUGGCCGCUCCGAUAUAUUUGAUGGCGACUGUAAUGUAAUUAAUGAUUCACUUUAUUGGAAAUAAGUAUUUAACAGGAUUGAAGUAAAAGUGGUUCGUUUUGAUACUAAUAAUGAAACUUAUAGACUAAUAAAAAUGAUAUUUAGUUGAUUGUGAGUCUCUCUGAUUGACAAAAAUAACCCAAAGAUGAAUAAAUAGAAUGUGUAGAUUUAGAACCAGUCUUAGUUUUCUGUAGGUACAAUUUCCAAUAACUGUGCUGUUACAGUAAACACUACAACUUUACCAACCGUUAUAUUUUACUACAGAGAUCAUGCAUGGACUGUAAUAGGGGGCAGCACAGGACGCGUGAUCGAUCCCCCCACGUUUUUGUAUCAAGUAGUGGCGUAGCGUGAACUAAUCUAGCCGUGGGCGAAGUCGCAUUACGAGGCCCUUUUCUUUCUUGUGCCCGAAGGGGACUGGCGCGAGACCCCCCUAGGGAGCUAGGCCGUGGGCGACGGCCCACUUCGUCCACGUCUACCUAUGCCACUGGCAUCAAGUUCAUAUUAUUUAUUAAGAGACCUUUGUAAAGAUUUGUAGAGACAAAUCUUGCGACAAUGGUAUGCAGUUUUUUUCAUACAUCGCUUAGCCCGCCUGAGAGCAUGUGAUUUGUUGCAAGUUUUGUAGAGGCUUUAAAGACUCAAUGCGACAUCACUGCUAUCUGAUUGUCAAAAUAAGGGUCGCGCUCAUCUGCUUCGGCGACUCUUCAUCAAUCAGGAAGAAGUACUUCGCACUGCUAUGUAGAUUGUAGGUAGAUAGAUUCUGUUUCGUCAAACCGUUAAGGAAUCUCUGAGCUGUUUAUACGAAUUUGAAUCGUUUAGGAUCGGUUGCACCAAACCAUCUGUUACCGUUACAAUGUUAUUUUUUUGUUGGGAAGUUUCAUAGUUUGAUUGUAUAGUUUCAUAGUUCUCUGCUGAGUGAUGUUGAUCGGUCUGUCUGUGGUGGUUGGUGCAACUACCCUUAACCAUAGUUAAGAUACGAUAAUAAGUGCUAAUUAAACGGGCUUGUUUCUUUUCAUUCAGAACGACAGUCGUCAUUUUGGUAGCGUGUCGGUAGCCCUAGCCAACCACACUAUAAAGCUGGCCAUACACACUAGGGUACGCCUGCGCAGUUUUACCUGUACAGAUCAUCUGCGCAGUUAAAACGGAGCGUCUGUGGCAUUCGAUUGUGCAGUUUUCUACAACUGCACAGUUGACCUGCGCAAAUAUGAUAAUACAUAUUUUUUACCUGUGGGCUCUUGAACUGUACCUAGGUAAAACUGAGCGUGUGUGGCGUUCGCCUGCGCAGCUCUCAGUUGAUCGCGGAUAGAUUGCGAUUGCAUAAAAAUGUCUCAUAAGACAUUCGUAUGACCUUCCAGAACCAAGGAAUCGCAAUUUUACUGUUAAUUUUUCAUUAGGAGUUAUAGCGGUUCUCAUAAUAGUGUCCUGCCAUUUAAUAUAGGGUUUAUUUAACAUCCUUAGAACAAAUUAAAUUAUUUCAGUUUAUCCUUAGAUAGAUUCAGUAAUAUUCAGGAUAUAUUUUAAAUUCCUUUCAGUGCUCCGUCAACAUCAAGCACAGCUGACGACUGUGCCAUGGCUACAUAACUGAGAGUUUGUGCAGGUUUACCGCUGCCGUGUGUGUGCUCCACCCAGCUAGGGUUUAUGGCCAGCUUAACAGAUAAGGGUCGGUCGAGUAUAGCAAUUUAAAGUUCUACUAUAGUUUCGAGACCUUGAUUAGCACAAAUUAUUUCUUUCAUUCAAAGUUUGUGCGUUUUUAAGGUAGUGUUUUUAUUAAUAAAUGUAUGUUUUACGUAA
Molecule: messenger RNA, 5372 nt
Organism: Cydia fagiglandana
Lineage: Eukaryota; Metazoa; Arthropoda; Insecta; Lepidoptera; Tortricidae
Gene: Mpv17
Product: protein Mpv17
Exons: 2
Coding region: 130-684 (184 amino acids)
Biological process (GO): cellular response to reactive oxygen species
Cellular component (GO): cytoplasm; membrane; mitochondrion
Source: RefSeq, a predicted model, not a curated record